Heterobasidion irregulare TC 32-1 is the source of this 1683-nucleotide messenger RNA. RefSeq lists its product as uncharacterized. The transcript is spliced from 6 exons. Lineage: Eukaryota; Fungi; Basidiomycota; Agaricomycetes; Russulales; Bondarzewiaceae. The record is from RefSeq and is a predicted model, not a curated record. Bases 1 to 1683 code for a protein of 560 amino acids.
AUGUACCAUGCACCCACGCCUCCUUCAUACUGGUCUAUCGAUGUGGAAGAGCGGAACCCUGAAGAGAAUAGGUAUCCUGGACUCAUGGUUCUGCACGCGCUAUCCAUGUGUGCUGCGUUCUUCGGUGCGCUUCCAGCGGGUAUCGCUCUACGGUCCGUAAAUCACGCAUGGCAUGGUUUUUCCAUGAUUCUCUUCUGGGUGUUUAUCGUCCUUGGUUGUUCCGCGAGCGGUCUUUACAAAAAACUGACCCCUAAUAUGUAUGAGGGCCAGCAGCACUCCUCGCAGAGUUACGUGGUCAUAUUCCUGGCACUGAUCGUUUCCGCCAUCGACCUGAUCUCGGGUAUGUCCCGGUUGAUCAACUACGUGAAGGGUGUCCGUAGUGGAGACAAGUUCUCGGUCUUGUCGUUCUGGAGGACCGUCAUCCUUGGCCAGGACGAAACUCGCGUGGGGCUGGAUACUGAGUACACAAACUUGGUUGUGGACGAGCCUGAGGACAUGGAGGACCUCAAGCUGCGUGUGGACGAAGGCGCUGGCUCACAUCACGUCACCCACGCCCUCGAAGACCAUAAUGAGACGGCACAAUGGGCAAAUGACGUGCACCGCCACCGCGACUUUCCGGAGACGCCUGUGUCUGAGCGCACUCUGUUUGGACCCCGAUCUCAUCGCGGCUCGCAACAUUCCGAUGAUAAUUUCCAGGAAUAUGCUUUGAAUACUGUCAAGGUCCCAUUGGUUCGUAGAGUUGGCAGGAUCGCAUUUGCUACCUUGGAGCGUUCUCUCGUCUUCGCCGGAUUUGGCCAACUUUUGUUUGGUAUCGUGGUCUAUACAGGCGGAUGUCGCGAGAAUUACAUCAACGGGUGCCUCGCGCACUUGAUCAAGGGUGGCAUUUUCUGGUGCUAUGGGCUUGUUACUUUCGCACGCUUCCUCGGAUCUUUCUCUGAGCUGGGAUGGGCGUGGAACCGGGCGCCAGUGGGUGAGCAUACCUCCGCCGAGUUUGUCGAGUCUUUCGUCAUCUUCCUUUAUGGAAUCACCAACACCUGGAUGGAGCGGUUCGGUGCCAACCGUGGCGAUCCGUUCACUACCAAGCAGGUCCAACACAUCAGCAUUGCCGUGAUGUUCUGGUUUGCUGGGCUCGUUGGUAUGGGCCUGGAGUCUCGCCGUCUCCGCCGUUGGCUUGCUUCCAUUUCCACUGCCGCUGUGAAGACCGCACACGAGACACGCGAAGCUGUGGCCGAGCCUGCUAGCUACACUGGAAGUUUCAAUCCGUUCCCUGCGCUCGUCAUAGGCGUGACCGGAGCAGCCAUGAGCGCCCACUUUCAGACUUACUUGUUCCAGGUGCAAAUUCAUGCGCUUUGGGGCUACCUUCUAAGUGCCUUCGCGGUUCUGCGGUGCUUGACGUACUUCUUCCUUUGGCUUGGUCCGCCGCGGUCCAUCUUGCCUUCCCGCCCGCCCACCGAGGCAUUGGCCAGCUUCUUCCUUACCUGCGGAGGCCUCGUUUUCAUGUUCAGCGACGAGGAAGUCACCAUUGCUGCCAUGCGUAAGGGUAGUGACGAUGUAAUGAUGUUCCUCAACCUGUCGGUGGCCCUCACCUGCCUCGCGUUCUGCUGGACCCUGUUGGUGGUUGCGUUCAAGGGCUGGCUCAAGUCUCGCACCCACUCUGGCGUUGCGUUCCAUCCUUCGCACUAG